AUGUCAGGCCAAGGCGAGACCUUCUAUCUCCGCUACUAUGCCGCCGUCCGAUAUGCCAACAACUCCAAUUACCGCAAUGACUCCCUCAUCCGCAAAGAAAUGUGUGUCAGUGCGGCAAUGAUCCAGGAGGUCAAGCGCAUCAUCAAGGAGAGUGAGAUCAUGAAGGAGGACGACUCCAAAUGGCCUCAGAAGAACAAGGAUGGACGCCAGGAACUGGAAAUUAGGUUGGGUAAUGAACAUAUCUCCUUCGAGACCGCGAAAAUCGGCUCCUUGGUGGACGUGACCGAAUCUGCCGACCCUGAAGGUCUCCGUGUCUUCUACUAUCUGGUGCAAGACUUGAAGGCUCUCAUCUUCUCUCUUAUCUCGCUUCACUUCAAGGCUCUCCUUUCCUACCCUGCGGGCUUCCCGAAUCCCACGCCCUGGUUACGAACUGCAUGCUUGCUUUUCCUGCUUGUUGAACUCCCCCUCCUGCACCUGCUUCGGAUCCGAUGUCAUUCAUUUCUUAAUUCGCCUUCAAUGCCGACCCCGAGUGACAUUACAUCCAGUGUGAAUGCUUCGUCAGGCCUAGAGGAACUCUCCGCUCGUUCCACUUGCCCACCCGAGGUCGAGAGGCUGCCUUCCUGGAGAGAGUCUCGAGCACCCUCCACUCUUUCCGAUCGGGAUGAGUCCGAAAGCUCUUUGUCUCAGCUCAUCUCUGCGGCCCACACGGCGCAGAAUGCCCUGAUAGAUGCGACCACAGGCUCAACCGCCGAGUCUUCGUCCGGUGGUAGCCCGAUGAAAGAUGUGGCAAAACCCGAAGAUGAGCCUGCCGCGGGGAGGUUGAGUCCGGCUGCAGAGCCAUCAUGCUCGACCAGCCAACCUCCGUCGGUCACUUCAUCAUCGAACACCUCGCUGUUAAGCUACGAGUUUUCUAAUAUUCGGCAAUCCGAUCGGCAAGUCUACAAUGUCGAUGUCGAGAUAAAGCAUGUCGACAUGCAAGAUUCUUAUCUAUGUGGAUAUCUUCGCAUACAAGGUCUGACGGAAGAUCAUCCCACUCUCACGACGUUCUUUGAGGGCGAAAUUAUCGGCACGAAACAUACCUUCAAGACUAAGAACGAAGCAUGGGGCGCUACAGAGAAGACCGAUAUGCAGCAUUGGAACAGGUUUCCUGCGUGGCGUCCGCUAUCCAAGCAAGCAAGGAAACCCGAUUUCACGUAUCGCAAUUACGCCCAACGUGAACACAUCUUCAUGCGCUGGAAAGAAUACUUCUUGGUGCCCGACCAUCGCGUUAGAUCCAUAUCUGGUGCAAGCUUUGAGGGGUUCUACUACAUUUGCUUCAAUCAAGUAGAGGGAACUGUUGCUGGCAUAUACUUCCAUGCGAAGAGCGAGAAAUAUCAACAAUUGGAGCUCAAGCAUGUGGAAGACCAUGGCUGUACUCCAGCCAUGGAAUUCCGUUAA
This is a messenger RNA of Aspergillus aculeatinus CBS 121060, 1437 nucleotides long. RefSeq lists its product as uncharacterized. The coding region runs from base 1 to 1437 and encodes 478 amino acids. The transcript is spliced from 11 exons. The record is from RefSeq and is a predicted model, not a curated record. NCBI's taxonomy places the organism in Eukaryota, Fungi, Ascomycota, Eurotiomycetes, Eurotiales, Aspergillaceae. Gene Ontology annotation, biological process: RNA splicing; protein catabolic process in the vacuole; protein targeting to vacuole. Gene Ontology annotation, cellular component: exon-exon junction complex; nucleus; GID complex.